CGUACCCUCCCGUCCCCGCGUCUCUACCGGCCGCCGAGGGGCGGGGAGAAGCCCGGGGUUGGGGGGGGUGGGGGGGGUGGGGGGGGGGUGGUGGGGUGGGGAGGGUGUGUGGGGGGGGGCUCCCCAUGAAGCGACGGAGGAUGAACAAGCUGUACAUCGGGAACCUCAGCCCCGCCGUCACCGCCGACGACCUCAAGCAGCUUUUCGGGGAGAGGAAGCUGCCCCUGGCCGGCCAGGUCCUGCUCAAGUCGGGCUACGCCUUCGUGGAUUACCCGGACCAAAAUUGGGCCAUCCGGGCUAUCGAGACCCUCUCGGGGAAAGUGGAGCUGCACGGCAAAGUGAUGGAGGUGGAUUAUUCCGUGCCCAAAAAGCUCAGGAGCAGGAAGAUCCAGAUCCGAAACAUCCCCCCCCACCUGCAGUGGGAGGUGCUGGAUGGGCUGUUAGCUCAGUAUGGGACGGUGGAGAACGUAGAGCAAGUCAACACAGACACAGAAACAGCCGUUGUCAACGUAACGUAUGCAACUAAAGAAGAAGCAAAAGUAGCAAUUGAGAAGUUGAGCGACCACCAGUUUGAGAACUAUUCCUUCAAGAUUUCCUACAUCCCGGAUGAAGAGGUGAGCUCCCCUCCGCCCCCACAGCGAUCCCGCCGCGGGGGCCACUCUUCCAGGGAGCGGGGCUCCUCCCCGGGGGGCUCCUCGCAGCCCAAACAGCUCGAUUUCCCACUGCGGAUGCUGGUGCCCACGCAGUUUGUUGGUGCGAUCAUAGGAAAGGAGGGCUUGACCAUAAAGAACCUUACUAAGCAAACCCAGUCCAAGGUUGACAUCCAUCGGAAGGAGAACGCCGGUGCCGCUGAAAAGCCCAUCACCAUCCAUGCCACACCAGAGGGGUGCUCUGAAGCGUGUCGCAUGAUCCUUGAUAUCAUGCAGAAGGAGGCCGAUGAAACUAAAUCAACGGAAGAAAUUCCCUUGAAAAUCCUAGCACACAACAGUCUGGUGGGGAGGUUGAUUGGCAAGGAGGGCCGCAACCUCAAGAAGAUCGAGCAGGACACGGGCACGAAGAUCACCAUCUCCCCUUUGCAGGAUUUAACCAUUUAUAACCCCGAGCGGACCAUCACGGUGAAAGGCAGCACGGAGGCGUGCUCCAAUGCCGAAGUGGAGAUCAUGAAGAAGUUGCGAGAGGCCUACGAGAACGACGUGGUGGCCGUCAAUCAACAAGCCAACCUGAUCCCGGGACUGAACCUCAGCGCUUUGGGCAUCUUCUCGACAGGGCUGCCCAUGCUCCCGUCCACCCCAGGGGCCCGAGGGGCUGCAGCCGCCGCCCCGUACCACCCGUUUGCACAGCAGAGCGGUCGGAGGAGAACGAGCUCCUCGGCGUAUCUCUCGGGUCUGUACGGAGCCCCCCCAGCUGGUGCCUUCCCCCAUCAGCACCCUCUGCCGGAGCAGGAGGUUGUGAACUUGUUCAUCCCGACGCAGGCGGUGGGGGCCAUCAUCGGGAAGAAGGGGCAGCACAUCAAGCAGCUGGCGCGGUUUGCCGGUGCCUCCAUCAAGAUAGCCCCGGCAGAAGGCCCCGACGCCAGCGAGCGGAUGGUGAUCAUCACGGGGCCGCCCGAGGCUCAGUUCAAGGCCCAGGGGCGGAUAUUUGGGAAGCUGAAAGAGGAAAACUUCUUUAACCCGAAAGAAGAAGUGAAGCUUGAAGCCCACAUCAAGGUGCCUUCCUUCGCCGCCGGCCGCGUGAUAGGCAAAGGCGGCAAGACGGUGAACGAACUGCAGAAUUUAACGAGCGCAGAAGUCAUUGUGCCGCGAGACCAAACCCCGGACGAGAACGAGGAGGUCAUCGUUAAAAUCAUUGGGCAUUUCUUUGCCAGCCAGACUGCACAGCGCAAGAUCAGGGAAAUCGUCCAGCAGGUGAAACAGCAGGAGCAGAAACACGCUCAGGGAGCCCCGGCCUCGCAGCACAGCAAGUGAGGCUCCCGCCGCGCCGGCCAGCACCGCCCGAUGAAUGUAACCCCCCCCCCCCCCCCCCCCAACUGCCGCCGCCGGACCACCCCACCCCCCCCCCCCCAGCAGGUCAGGGGAGCAAACCAAAGACCCCCCCGAAACCCCCCUCCCGCGGCCAGGGCACUGCGAGGAUGCGCAGCGGAGGGGCACGGGGAGGGAGGGCUCUCUCCCUCCCACAGCCUCCCCUUUACUCCGUCGCCUCCCGACGCUAUCCCUUUAGUUGGACUAACAUAGGCAGAGAGAGAGAUGGAUGAUUGUUUGUUUUUUUUUUUUUUUUUUUCGGUUUUGUUUUCCUUCUUUUUAAUUUCCUAAAAGCCACCUGUUUCAUCCAGGCACGGCCGGAGGAGCUCGCCCGGCGUGGGGGGGGCUGCGGCGCACAGCGCGGCACUCAGCCAUUUUAGAAUUAAUAUAUCGAUAAUGAAACUAACGCCGAUUUUUAAAAUUUUUAAGAAUUUUUUUUUUUUUUUGUUCGUUUGGUUUUAAUUUCAAAGGGGUCGGGGAGGGGGGGGGUGUUUUGUUUUUUUUUUUUAGCAAAAGCAGGCUUUUCUAGAGUUUUAAGGAAACGAGCUAGACUGUUGGUUCUCUAAAUGCACAGUAGAGCAGAGAUGUAGGAUUGCCAGCAGGGGAAAAGAAAAAAAAAUAAAAUUAAAUGAGUGUUAAAAAGCAAUUUCUUAAGGGCUUUGAGAAGAGCAGUGCCUGUAUGAGCCAACAGAAGGGAUACCGUCUCCUAAAAGAAGAAUCUCUCUUUCACACGCCCUUUCUUCUUUGCUUCACCGAGUCCAAAACUGGGGUUUGCAUCUGUUCUGUCCCCCCUUUCCAGCUGUCUGUCUGUCCCCUCUGUCUCCCCAUCGCUGCCCGACCCAGCCCUGCUCAGCACUCCCAUCCCUGGGAAAGGACGGGCAGCACCAGCCCUGCCCGCUUUGGGCACGGAGCUUUGGGGAAAGAUCCCUCUUGCAGGGACAGGAGGGGAUAAGGGAGGGGGGGGGGGGAACCAACAAAAAAAACCCCAACCAAAAAACCCCAACAGAUUUACAAGAGGUUGGAAGAACAACCAGCAAAAUUUUUUUCCAAAUUCAAAAACUAAAACAACCACCCCACACAACACAUGCAUACACCCACACACAAAAACUACCUCAGGUUUUCGUACCUCAGCACCUUGCGCUUGUGUUUCCCUUUUAGAGAUUUUGUAUGCCUUGUAAAACUGAUAGUUGGAGCAUUUUUUUAUUUUUUUAAUAAAAAAUGAGUUGGAAAACGAUCUCGACCAAGUCAGCUGCGAGGCAGGAGAAGGAAACCAUCCCACGUGUCCCAGAGCUCUUCCGUAGUCUCCUUGUGCUAGCUGAGAGCCAGUGGCCAUUCCUUCGGAGAAAGCUUGAGAAAUGUUGAAAAAGAAAAAAAAAAAAAAAGAAAAAAAAACCAAAACAAAACAAAAAAACAACAAACCACCAACCAACAGAAACCCAACCAUAAAAAUAAAAAGGCAGAAAAAAAAAACAAAAAAACAAAACAAAACCAAACCCCAGCAAAUGAAAGCGGUGAAUCGCGAUGGGCGCAGCGUGCUGCCGGCGGGUCCUGCGCCGGGGUGAGGUGCCAGCGCUGGGCCCACGGGCUGCCACGCCACGUUUUCCUCUACUGCGACGUGUUCUGUGAAAAACCAACCCGACGACGACAACAACAACAA
Tyto alba (common barn owl) is the source of this 3675-nucleotide messenger RNA. It is a transcript of the gene IGF2BP2, whose product is annotated as insulin like growth factor 2 mRNA binding protein 2. Gene Ontology annotation, molecular function: mRNA 3'-UTR binding. The record is from RefSeq and is a predicted model, not a curated record. Lineage: Eukaryota; Metazoa; Chordata; Aves; Strigiformes; Tytonidae. The transcript is spliced from 17 exons. Gene Ontology annotation, cellular component: cytoplasm; nucleus; cytosol. Gene Ontology annotation, biological process: regulation of gene expression; nervous system development. The coding region runs from base 126 to 1964 and encodes 612 amino acids.